GGAUUUUGGACCAAUGCAAAAAUUGUCAUCAUAGGAUCAAAAGAACUAACACGAUUUCUCGAGGUAGAUUCAGUUAGGAGGGAAUCCUUUUAAUUUCGCUACGUUUCAGCGCAUCAGGUAAGCGAACUCUCCAUGUUUAGUCCGCCCUCCUUUGCUUUUCUUAAGGAACUGGAAAUGACAAUGCUCGAGUCUGUUGGUCAAAACAGCUGUGUUGGAGCUACAUAAGCAUAAAGCAUCAGCCUACAGACAUAAUAGCAGGAUAUUAGUAAACUUGCAAGCAUUCUGUUGAGCUGCUCAGACUCAUCUGCUGGUGUUAAAGCAGGAUAACGGGCUGUGGAAUGGCUUUGCUGACCUUGCACAGAACGCAGUCUAUUUGCACAACACCGGAUGAGCCUAUCCCAAGAAGAGGAAGACUUCAGAAAAGAGAAAGUUUCGCCCUGGUUAAGGGGGCAGUGCUCCUGGUGGAAGAGGGAGAGAGGGAGGGAUUACAUGAAGAAACCGUACCCUCUCUGCUAGGUCCUAGGCAAGGAGACCGAGCCUCUGACACUCAACGCAGACAUUUGCAUGCAAUGAUUUCGUUACUACGACCGGAGGACACAGUCAAAUUGGCUGUGCGUUUGGAGUCGGUGAGCCCAGUCAGAGUGAGGUAUUUGCUUAUAGUUGGCACACUAAUCAAAAAACAGGAGAGUCUACUUCUUGGCAUAGACUUCCCAGGCUUAAACAGUGAUGAGUGCACUAUUGGACUUGUCUUGCCAAUAUGGAGUGACACACAGGUUUACCUAGAUGGAGAUGGAGGUUUCAGUGUGACAUCUGCAGAAGUGACACGAAUCUUCAAGCCUGUGUCCAUUCAGACGAUGUGGUCAGUAUUGCAGGCGCUGCAUGGCUGCUGUGAACGGGCCGUACGUGGGGCUGUCAUACCUGGCUGCGGACUGGAGUGGGCACAGCAUUACAGAGAGAACGUGGAAUCCGACCAGCACUGCCUUAAUGAAUGGGCGGCCAUGACUGGCCUGGAGUCAGUCAGGAAGGACACUGGAGGGCGAUCGUCGUCGAAUCGGGAGUCAGUGGAGAGGGAGAUCAAAGCCCAGCUACGAGAUAUCAUGAGGACUGAGGACUUGGAAAACAUUACCUCUAAGCAGGUGCGAACAUCCCUGGAGUCCAAAAUAGGCAUAGACAUGAAAGACUACAAGGAGUAUAUUGACAAUGAGAUGAUGGUCACAAUGGCACAGAUGGACAAACCUUCCAGAAUCUUGGACUACCUUUACUUGGGUUCCGAAUGGAAUGCUGCCAACUUUGAAGAACUACAGAAGAACAAUGUGGGCUACAUCCUGAAUGUUACCAUGGAGAUUGACAACUUCUUUCCAGAAUCUUUCACCUAUAUGAAUAUCCGAGUUUACGAUGUGGAGGCGACCGACCUACUCUCACACUGGAACAACACAUACAUGUUCAUCAGUGAAGCAAGGAAGAGUGGACAGGCCAUACUGGUCCAUUGUAAGAUGGGCGUCUCUCGCUCUGCCUCCACAGUAAUUGCUUACCUGAUGAAGCAGCAGGGCUGGACAUUAGACCAAGCCCUCAACCACAUGAGAGAAAGACGGCCUAUAGUGCAGCCCAAUGAAGGUUUCCUCAAACAGCUGCAUACAUACAGCGGUAUCCUCAAUGCCAGGUGA
Molecule: messenger RNA, 1664 nt
Organism: Sinocyclocheilus anshuiensis
Lineage: Eukaryota; Metazoa; Chordata; Actinopteri; Cypriniformes; Cyprinidae
Product: protein phosphatase Slingshot homolog 3-like
Exons: 12
Coding region: 339-1664 (441 amino acids)
Biological process (GO): protein dephosphorylation; negative regulation of actin filament polymerization
Molecular function (GO): actin binding; phosphatase activity
Source: RefSeq, a predicted model, not a curated record